Messenger RNA from Zonotrichia albicollis (white-throated sparrow), 3330 nucleotides. RefSeq names its product F-box and leucine rich repeat protein 3 (gene FBXL3). NCBI's taxonomy places the organism in Eukaryota, Metazoa, Chordata, Aves, Passeriformes, Passerellidae. The record is from RefSeq and is a predicted model, not a curated record. Gene Ontology annotation, cellular component: mitochondrion. Gene Ontology annotation, molecular function: protein binding.
GGGAGGUGGGGCCGCCGCCCGCCGCCAUUUUGGCUGGUUUGCGUCGCUUCCGCCGCUGGAAGUAAACAGAGAGCGAGGCCAGGGAAGGAGCGAAGCAGCGACGCGGGCGGGACGGGACGGAGCGGACGGUCGGGCGGCGGAGGCGGCGCUGGGGUCGGCUUUGGCGGAGAGAGCUGAUGUGGCCGGAGCGGAGGCGCCAGCGCGGCCCGAGCCCCGGUUAAUGCGAAGCGCAGCAGGGAGCCGCCAGAAUGAAACGAGGAAGGACAACUAAUGAGGCCAACAGCAGUUCAUCUGAAGACACAACUGAGAAGGAAUCCAAGAGACACAAGAUUGUAGAGAAGAAAAGCACAGUUGUGCAGAGUCCUGACUGGGCAAACCUGCUCCAAGACAUUAUCCUGCAGGUGUUCCAGUACUUGCCACUUCUGGAUCGUGCUCAUGCAUCCCAGGUCUGCAGGAGCUGGAACCAAGUGUUUCAUAUGCCUGAUCUCUGGAGGUGCUUUGAGUUUGAGCUGAAUCAACCAGCCACGUCAAACCUGAGGACUACACACCCUGAACUAAUCAAGCAAAUAAUAAAGAGGCAUUCCAAUCACCUGCAGUAUGUUAGCUUCAAGGUGGACAGUAGCAAGGAAUCUGCAGAAGCAGCUUGUGAUAUUUUAUCACAGCUUGUGAAUUGCUCUCUGAAAACACUUGGGCUAAUUUCAACUGCCCGGCCAAGCUUCAUGGAUUUACCGAAGUCUCACUUUAUUUCUGCACUGACAGUGGUGUUUGUGAACUCCAAAUCCCUCUCUUCACUUAAGAUUGAUGACACACCCGUGGAUGAUCCAUCUCUCAAGGUUCUGGUGGCUAACAACAGUGACACCCUCAAACUGUUGAAAAUGAGCAGCUGUCCUCAUGUUUCUCCAGCUGGAAUCCUCUGUGUGGCUGACCAGUGCCACGGCUUGCGAGAGCUGGCGCUGAACUACCACCUGCUGAGCGACGAGCUGCUGCUGGCUCUGUCCUCGGAGAAGCACGUCAGGUUGGAACACUUGCGCAUCGACGUGGUCAGCGAGAAUCCCGGACAGACUCAGUUCCACACCAUUCAGAAGAGCAGCUGGGACGCUUUCAUCAAGCACUCUCCUAAAGUGAAUUUAGUCAUGUACUUUUUCUUGUACGAGGAGGAGUUUGACCCGUUCUUUCGGUACGAGAUCCCCGUCACUCACCUGUACUUCGGCAGGUCGGUCAGCAAGGACGUGCUGGGCCGCGUGGGGAUGACGUGCCCACGCCUGGUGGAGCUGGUGGUGUGUGCCAAUGGAUUGCGGCCGCUGGACGAGGAGCUGAUCUGCAUCGCUGAGCGGUGCAAGUACCUGUCGGCCGUGGGCCUCGGGGAGUGUGAAGUCUCCUGCAGUGCCUUUGUGGAGUUCGUGAAGAUGUGUGGUGGUCGCCUCUCGCAGCUCUCUAUUAUGGAGGAAGUUCUGAUUCCUGAUCAGAAAUACAGCUUAGAGCAGAUUCACUGGGAGGUUUCAAAGCAUCUUGGUAGAGUCUGGUUCCCAGACAUGAUGCCCACUUGGUAAAGUCCUUAAAAGACUCCAGGGCGAAUGGAGUAGCACCUUAAACCCAAGCUUACCAUAUUGCAAUUUCCUGUAUAAGCUUAUUUAAUAAUAUAGAUUUUGCUGCAAGUUAAUUAAUGGUUUGAUUAGAAAAUUAAUUUUUCUUUCAAAAAUUGAUUUGGAACUUGAGAACCAAAAGAGUUCACAGCUCCAAAACCUGUUUUCAUCCAAACAAAAUUCAGGUUUCUGUUUUAUAUUUAGUCUUUGUCAUUAAAGGUGACUUUAAAUAUUUUUGGAAAUAAAAAUUAUUUAAAAUAUUGAAAUGCACUUGAAAAAUACCAGUUUUAAUAUGGUGUUUUUCUUUGAUUUAGAUUAGUAGUAUUGGACACAAUCAUAUUUGAUCUUAAAAUGCCAAGUGAAACCCCACCAAAAUGGCAUGUUUUGUUGCAGACUGUAGCAUUUCUAAAUCCAGUCACCUCGAUGACAAGAUGACGAUAAUGAGGAGUGUUUAGUAGCCUGUGAAAUACACACAUUCUGUUAAGUCAUAAAGGCAAGAGCAAUAUACAAUAAUAAAUUUAGACAACUAAAGUAGUAAGUUUACCACCUUAUUCAACAGAUUAUUGGAUCCAUCUAAAAUGUGUUUAGAGCGCUAACAGCCAGUAGUGUGAGCUACCAAAAGUGGUGUGGGGUUUUUUCCACGCUCUAUGCAUUUUAAUGUAGUUUGCUUAUGGGGUCUCAGAUCUGCGUCUAAACCUGUUUUAAGGUAUUUUAUGUCUAGCUCAGGAAGCGAAAGCAUUCUGGGGAAAAAUGUAGAUACAUUGUAUUUAAAACCACACUGGAGUUAAUGAGCUUUUCUUGCACAUUACCCGGUUUGGCAGCGUACGGUGAGAUGGAAUAAUGUAUGGUUUGUGAAAUGAACCCAGCAAUGUUAUUCUGGUGACGUGGGUGUGAGCAGUGCAAGGUGAGAAAGGUAAAAUUUGAAUGUUGACCAAGAACCUUUUCACAAAACCUUAGACCUUUUGGCUGCUUUCAGUUUGACAGAAAUGACAUUGGAACAGUUGCUUAAGCUGUAUAAACUAACUGUAUACUGUAAAUCUGUUUCAGAAAUGUUUAUGUAUAAAGUGGAUGUUUAAUAGGUGAUAAUUUUUGUAUUCCUUUAAUUGAGCUAGUUCUGUCAUUUCAUAAUAUUUAACAAUUCAAAAGGAGUAGACUUGGUGGAGUAGAGCAAUAGGCAAAAAUCUGUUUUGAACAUUUGAUAAAUCAGUUUUAAUAAAGAAAGUUUUUAGUUUGUAAGUGGUGUAGGCAAGACACUGCCUGUGAUCUGGACGUGGCUUGUGACUUCAUUUCUUACUGCCAACAGUUAUUUUCUCUUUGAGGUUGCUGAUGGUAACACUGAAGUGUUGCCCAGACCGCUGCAUGUUUGAGAGAUGUGGUCAGCCCUCAGCAAGGCAGAGCUGCCCCCGCGGGCUGGGUUGAGCUGCUUCUCACUUGAGCUGUACAGCUCCUUCUGUAGUAAGUAGAUUUCCUUCAUCUCUGAUUUCAGUCAUGUUUAUCCGAAUGUAUAAUUUAGUGUAAUACACUUAUGAGUGUAUUUAAGUUCAUAACUAUAUUUUGAGCAAACAAUGCUCAGCGGACUGGACAUCUUUAUAGGGGAGUUGUAUGUUUCUGUAGAGCUUUGAUUUAAAAAUUGCAUUUUAUGAAAUACGCAGUUUUUGUAUUAGAAUUUGUUAAAUUAAUGUAAUACUAUAAUUUGCUUUUAUUUGUACAAAAGGUGUCAAUAUAUUUAGUCCGUAAAAGUAAAAAA